AUGGCGGAAGCCGCAGCUGACGAUGAUGUGACAUUGCCAAGAGCUGCUGUUAACAAGAUGAUUAAGGAGAUGAUACCAAAUGUGCGAGUUUCUAAUGAUGCUAGAGAACUUAUUUUAAACUGCUGUACAGAGUUCAUUCAUUUAGUUUCAUCAGAGGCAAAUGAAAUUUGUAAUCGUCAGAUGAAGAAGACAAUUCUACCAGAGCAUGUUUUUCAAGCUUUACAGGGAUUGGGUUUUACUUCCUACAUUGAAGAAGUGAGAUCAGUCCUUCAAGAAUGUAAAACACAAGCUGCAAACAAAAGAAGAGCCAGCACACGACUGGAGAAUCUGGGUAUCCCUGAAGAAGAGUUGUUGCGGCAACAGCAGGAACUCUUUCAGCAAGCAAGAAUAAAGCAAGCUCAGGCUGAACAGGAAGAAUUCCAGCAGCUUCAACAAGCUCAAACGUUGGCUCAGCAACAGCAACAACAACAACAAAUACCACAGCCUAGUACAUCAGCUGUAUCACCUGUAGCAACACAAUUGAAUCAAUAGCUAGUCACCAUUUUUUGCUCAUAUUAUCUCAGCUGAGCAUUUGUUGAAAGAGCUGCACCGUGUCAUUUUUGCAAAGAGGGAAAGGGGGAGAGAGGGGUUAGGUAGGUUGAGGGACCAGCAGGAUAGGGGUAGUGGGUUACUGCAGGCUGGAGGGGAAUGGGUAGGGAGGGUGUAAACUUUAACCCUUUCAUUCCCAAGAUCUCAUUUGUAAUUCUCCCUACUGUUUGCUGUAUAGUUCUUGUUAUGUUAAUUUGGAGAAUUUGGUAUUGGAUCAACUAAUAAUCCCCAAAUUAAUAUUUUCCUGUAUUCUCAUCACUUGUCUGCUUGAUAUUGUAUUGAUAUUGUAGGGAGAAAUUCUGUCUUGGUCAAUUAUGGGAGUUAAAGGGUUAAAGGCCGGUUAUUUAAACAAAGCUUAGCCAUUGUUUAACAAAACCUCAUUCUAAACUAUCAUCAAUUUAGCCCAACCACCUUUUUUGUGUGAACAGUGUCAAGAGGUUCAAAAGCUAACAAUGGAAAUAACAUGUAUUUAAUUAAAUCAACCUUCUUAUGGAGAAUACCUGAGGCUCACUGCUUGCUUAAAACCGUGGUUUGGGUUAGACGUUGUGUAAAUGCCUACCCCUAAGAGGUCAGGAAACAAAAACAGAUCUGAAGUGUUUUGCACUAAAGCAUGGCUCUGAGCUGAACCUUUUUCAAAACUGUCAUUUGGCAAAUUGUAGUUUUAUUCACAAAGGAAAGAUCAAAGAAUGAGAAGGGAAGUGUUGUGCAAUAUUAAAAAAAUAAAUAGUUCUUGCAAAUGUUUAUGUAUUUGACCUGUUAAACCAAAAUUUGGCACAGGAGAUUGGAGUCAAGGAUGC
Molecule: messenger RNA, 1385 nt
Organism: Pocillopora verrucosa
Lineage: Eukaryota; Metazoa; Cnidaria; Anthozoa; Scleractinia; Pocilloporidae
Product: protein Dr1
Biological process (GO): negative regulation of transcription by RNA polymerase II; RNA polymerase II preinitiation complex assembly
Cellular component (GO): negative cofactor 2 complex
Molecular function (GO): TBP-class protein binding; protein heterodimerization activity; RNA polymerase II general transcription initiation factor activity
Source: RefSeq, a predicted model, not a curated record